AUGACGUUCAACAUCACCAUUGAUCACUCCAGUCCGCACGACUCGGAUCGCUCAUCCUUGUCUGACGAAGAGGACUCGUCGGGCGUACAGGUCUCCCCUCCAUCCAUAGCAGGAAGCCAUGAUUACCACGACCCGUACGAUGAUGGGGGCGAAUGGGCGCAUCUACCGUAUCCUGACGAACUGAAGCCGUCCGACUCCGCAUCUCGGCCCAGGACUCAUGCGUUCCAUGGAUCGCGUUCAGCCUCCCGUCGCCGCAUCCCCAGACGACGAGACGUCAUGCAUGAACGAGAGAGUUACUCUCGUCGUACGCGACGACACCAUUCACCACCACCGCCGGCCUCUCCUGAAAGUAGUGAUUCCGCUGAUGAAUACGAGGGGGGGUAUGCGCAUGCGCCUCAGGACCGCCGAUAUUGGCCGCCCGUGGCGCAUGCCCCUCCCACAGGGUACGCACAUAGUACUUCGUCGGGACCUUCAUAUAAUCCCUAUAACCAGGGCGCUGUACCACAUGGCGCAUUACCACAUGGCGCAUUUCCAUAUCCCGGCGGGCCUCAUCCGCCACCUGCAUCCGAUCAAUUGGUGAGGCUAGGUCAUCUCGGAGGCCAUCCGCCGCAAUACGCCGGUUCCCCUCCAUAUGGAUAUGGUUCCCAGUUUCCCCAUGUUCACAGUCCUCCCACCGUGUCGCCUUAUUUUGGCCAUGAGCACCAUGCCGACUACCUUGGACACCACGUGCAUCGCCCUCCUCCUCCUCAUUCUCAUCACUCUCAUCACCAGGCAGCUCACCCCCGCGGUCGACGCCGUGCUCAUAGCCCACCGGAACACGCCAUGUCGCAUACAGUCCCACCGCCCGCUGCUGCACCAUACGGGGCGCCUCCUUUUGGCCCAUCCGACAUGGUGCCAUACGGACAUCCUGGCUAUCUCCAAUAUAAUAAUCCAUACCAGGUAGUCCCAGGAAUGCCGCCGCCGCCGUAUUUCAAUCCUUACCCCCGUGUUUCUCCACCACCGCGCGCGGCGACCACCCCGUCGGCAACAUCGGAGGCAGAUACGGCAAAGGAUGAAGCAAUUGCUAGACUCGAGAAACUCAUUCUCGACGAGCGAUUAGAGAGAGAAGCCAGAGAAGCUGCCCGCCAAGAAGCUAUCGAGAGAGAGGCGGCUGAACGAGCUGCCAGGGAGGAGCGAGCGGCUGCUGAGAAGAAGAUUGCUGAUGAGGCUGCUGCAAAGGCUGCUGCUGAAGCAAAGGCGGAAGCAGAAAAGAAGGCUGCGGAGGAGGCUGAAAAGGCGAAGAAAGCGGCCGAGGAGGCAGCCGCGGCGGCGGCGGCAGAAGCAGCAGCAGCAGCUACAGAAGCAGCCAAUGCAGCGGCAGAAGAGAGAAUUGCUGCUGCUGCUGCCGCUGCCAGCGCCGCAGCAAAUCAACCUCCGCCGGAGAAGAAAAAGCCCAUAAAAUUUAAGGAUGCAGUUGGUCGGAAAUUCAGCUUUCCUUUCCACCUUUGCUGCACCUGGCAGGGAAUGGAAGAGCUCAUACGGCAGGCAUUCCUCCAUGUCGAGGUGAUCGGACCACAUGUCGCUGAAGGGCAUUACGACCUAGUAGGGCCGAACGGUGAUAUAAUUCUCCCACAGGUCUGGGAGACUGUAGUUGAGCCAGACUGGACAAUCACCAUGCAUAUGUGGCCGAUACCCGAAAAACCAAAAACUCCAGAGCCUCCACCACCACCUCCCCCUCCCCCUCCGCCCGAGCCUGUCGCGGAUGAUAAUGCCAUAGUCACCGUUGUGGAGGAGCCAAAGAAGGCGGAAUCAACAGGCCCUAAGAAACAACGUGUGAAAGCCCCUGAUCCAGGCGCAUUCGCUAUGUGGAUGGUUGGUGGUAGUCGGGCGAGGGCUAUCAAGUCUUUAAAAGCGGCAAAAAAGCCUGAAGUACUUUGA
Molecule: messenger RNA, 1917 nt
Organism: Paecilomyces variotii
Lineage: Eukaryota; Fungi; Ascomycota; Eurotiomycetes; Eurotiales; Thermoascaceae
Exons: 4
Coding region: 1-1917 (638 amino acids)
Source: RefSeq, a predicted model, not a curated record